Molecule: messenger RNA, 1372 nt
Organism: Pocillopora meandrina
Lineage: Eukaryota; Metazoa; Cnidaria; Anthozoa; Scleractinia; Pocilloporidae
Source: the annotation of a GenBank genome assembly
AUGGCAGCACGCCUCAAUCUCGAUUCAGACGCCGACGACCUUGAAUUGUCGUGCCGAGUAAUUGGGGUAAGUUCACAAGGGAAAUUGAUGCUAGGCAAACUAAACCAAGAUAUAUUUAAACGAGACUAAAAUUAACUCAUUCAUCCAUCCAUCCAUAUGAAAUACCAAAAAUCCAUGGGAGCUUUUAAACACAAAUUAGAAUCUCUCAAUCUUUCUUUCAUAACACUUAACUUGUAAUAUUCCUUUAUACAUACUACAUUUUCAUAUCUAAUAUAUUGAUGUAAACUUGUACAUAAAAUUUUAAAAAACUUAAUUGUAAUUAUUAUAGUUCACGGCUUUUGGGAAGAACAAAAGAGCAAUGUAUUGUAAUUUUUUAUCAAAGUUGCCGUGGUUAAAUAAAGUUUUCUAUCUAUCUAUCUGUCUGUCUGUCUGUCUGUCUAUCUAUCUAUCUAUCUAUCUAUCUAUCUGUCUAUCUAUCUAUCUGUCUGUCUGUCUUUCUGUCUGUCUAUCUAUCUAUCUAUCUAUCUAUCUAUCUAUCUAUCUACCUGUCUACCUAUCGAUCUGUCUGGCAUUUAUUCACCCACACUGCUCACUCACAUAUACAUAUUUAAUGUUCUAGAAGAGGAAAGAGAUCCUAAAAUCAAAAUGCAAUUGACGAAUUUUUCUUUUAGUUUGCUUUCAUACCUAUCAUCUUAGAAGUUAUUGUGCGAUCUUUUAGUUAAUUAGUUAUUCUAGUAGACAUCAUAAUCUUUAUUGUAAUCAGAUCAAUACCUCCCUUUCGGGAGUAAGGCGCAAUAAAGAUUUUCUGUUACUGUUACUCACUCACUCACUCACUUACUCACUCACUCAACCGAUCACCCACUCACUCACUCACCCACCCACCCACCCACUCACCCACUCACUCACUCACCCACUCACUCACUCACUCACUCACUCACUCACUCACUCACUCACUCACUCACUCCUCACUCACUCACUCACUCACUCACUCACCCACCCACCCACCCACCCACUCACUCACUCACUCACUCAUGCAUUCAUUGAUUCCCUCACCCACCCACUCAUUCACUCACUAACCCACCCAACCACCCAGCCAACUACGUACUCAUUAACCCACUCACUCGCUCACUUACCAGGAGCCUAAUGACCUACUCAUUUAUAUAUUUAGUUAUUUAUUUAUUUAAUGACGUAAAGUUCUUAGUUCCUUUUCUUUGCUUCAUUUUAUCAGGAUUAUGAUACAUGCUUGGCAGACGUUCUCGAGAAAACUCCAUCUCCAGUCCCAAAAGUUUUUCUGUUCUAUGGUGCUGAGGCUUAUCAGACCUCUUAUCUUCUCAAGAAAGCAAAUCUUUGUCCAGGGAUAAAAGUACGAUAA